This is a messenger RNA of Pterocles gutturalis (yellow-throated sandgrouse), 1326 nucleotides long. RefSeq names its product DNA mismatch repair protein Msh6-like. The annotation marks the transcript as partial. Gene Ontology annotation, molecular function: ATP binding; mismatched DNA binding. The record is from RefSeq and is a predicted model, not a curated record. Gene Ontology annotation, biological process: mismatch repair. NCBI's taxonomy places the organism in Eukaryota, Metazoa, Chordata, Aves, Pterocliformes, Pteroclidae. The transcript has 3 exons.
AUGGAAGGUUAUCCUUGGUGGCCAUGUCUCAUAUACAGCCAUCCGACUGAAAGAACGAUCAUCAGAGGAAAAGGGAAAUCCACGCGUGUCCAUGUCCAGUUUUUUGAUGACAGCCCUACGAGGGGCUGGGUCAGUAUGAAAUAUCUGAGGCCAUAUAAAGGUUCAUCAGACAGGGAGACACUGAAGGGAGGUAUGUUUUAUAGUACAAAGCCUGAAAUUAAAAGAGCAAUGGCGCUAGCAGACGAUGCAAUGAGUAAAGAUAAAAUGAAGCGGCUUGAACUGGCAGUAUGCAGUGAACCGUCGGACACUGAGGACGAGGAAGAAAUGGAGGUGAGUGAAAGUGCAUCAGGCAACAGUGAUGACUGCAAUAGCGAGGAGGAUGUGAAGAGUAAUAAGCGAGGAACAAGCAGGGAAAGUGCCAUAAAAGCCAAAAGAAGAAGAGUGUUGGAUUCUCACAGCGAUCGUGAUGGCUCUGACGUAGAGUUUAAACCUGAUGUGAAAGAGGCGGCAAGCAGCGAGGAGGCUAGUAGUGGGGUGGAUGAAAAUGAAUCUACUGACACGGAGACAGAUGCAGAAUCUGUUGCAGAAAGUCCCGUGAAAGUCCCUUCCAAACGAAAGAGAAGAGAGAGAAGCAAGCCUGCUAAAAGGAGUAGCUUAGAAAACGAACGUUCUGAAACACCCAAGAGAGCAGCAACGUUUUCUUCAGAAGCCAAGUCUAAGCUGACAUCCUUUGCAGCACCUGAAAAUUUUGAAUCUCAAGCAAGUGCUUGCAGUGGAGGCAUCGGUGGCUUCGCCGUAUGGGAACACGAGAAGAUUGACUGGCUGCAGGAAGGGAAAAAGAAAGACGCGCACAGAAGACGGCAGAGUGACCCCGGUUAUGACCCGUGUACUCUGUACGUGCCUGAGGACUAUCUCAACAAGUGCACGCCGGGAAUGCGGAGGUGGUGGCAGCUGAAAAGUCAGAACUUUGAUGCUGUGAUUUGCUACAAAGUUGGAAAGUUCUACGAGUUGUAUCACAUGGAUGCAGUCACUGGCGUGAAUGAGUUGGGCCUGAUCUUUAUGAAAGGUACUUGGGCCCAUUCGGGGUUUCCAGAAACUGCGUUUGGCAGAUUCUCUGAUGUUCUAGUGCAGAAGGGCUACAAGGUGGCCCGUGUUGAGCAAACGGAAACUCCCGAAAUGAUGGAAACACGCUGCAAGUCCAUGGCCCACGCAACGAAAUUUGACAAGGUUGUGCGCCGAGAAAUAUGCAGAAUCAUCACCAAAGGAACUCAGACUUACAGCAUCAUGGAUUGUGACCCCUCGGAGAACCACAGCAAAUACCUUCUG